Amaranthus tricolor (Joseph's coat) is the source of this 2905-nucleotide messenger RNA. RefSeq lists its product as uncharacterized. The transcript has 22 exons. Gene Ontology annotation, biological process: maturation of SSU-rRNA from tricistronic rRNA transcript (SSU-rRNA, 5.8S rRNA, LSU-rRNA); endonucleolytic cleavage of tricistronic rRNA transcript (SSU-rRNA, 5.8S rRNA, LSU-rRNA); ribosome biogenesis. Gene Ontology annotation, molecular function: U3 snoRNA binding; GTPase activity; GTP binding. Gene Ontology annotation, cellular component: preribosome, small subunit precursor; nucleus. NCBI's taxonomy places the organism in Eukaryota, Viridiplantae, Streptophyta, Magnoliopsida, Caryophyllales, Amaranthaceae. The record is from RefSeq and is a predicted model, not a curated record. Bases 204 to 2576 code for a protein of 790 amino acids.
GUAUUGUACUCAUCUUAAACCCUAAAACCACCGCAUAUUCUCACAAUCACAAACCUAAAACCCUAUUACUCUGUUUCUACUUUCUGUGUCUGUCUCAAUCUCAACUACUUGAACCACACCAGCUCCUCUCGGCGCUCGCUGCUCGAUUAUCCCUUCUGCACUCUCGCUGCUCUCCUAAACACUGCCGUUUGUAAGCAGCAGCUAUGGGAGGUUCUCGAGCUCAAGUUAACAAACCCCAUAAGACCCGUUUUGCUUCUAAAUCAUCUCGAAACAUUCAUAAAACACCGUUAAAAGAAAAGCAUCAGAAUGCAAAAUCAGACCGAAAUUUAAGCAAAGGAGCCCGUUCUGCUCGAAUUCAGCGUAAUAAUAUGAUACGGGAUCAGAAAAGGACAGCCGCCCUGAAUGAAAAACGAGCAUUAAGUGGAUCAACAAGUCCACCUCGUGUUAUUGUGUUAUUUGGAUUGUCUGCUCAUGUUGACUUGGAUUCUAUCGAAAGAGACUUGUUGAAAUUGUUACCAUCAAAAUGUAGUAAUGAGGAGUUUCCUACUGUUGUGUCUUCGGAAUACAAGAUGAGAGCCACGGUGAUGAAGGCUCCUCAUGGUGAUCUAUCCUCAUGCAUGGAUAUGGCCAAGGUUGCAGAUUUGAUUGCAUUUGUUGCAUCAGCAAGUUGUGAACAUGAGUCAUCGGAUUAUAUCGAUUCCUUUGGAGCACAAUGCCUUUCCGUGUUCAAAGCCAUAGGCUUACCAAGCAGCGUGGUCUUGAUCCGUGACCUGCCUAAUGACUUGAAAGGGAGAAACGAAUCCAAGAAAUAUUGUAUUUCUGGUCUUGCUUCUGAAUUCCCCGAGAAUUGUAAAUUUUAUCCUGCUGAAACAAAGGAUGAUAUCCACAAGUUCUUGUACCUUUUGAAAGAGCAAAGGUUUAAAACUCCUCAUUGGAGGAGCCAACGAGCUUACAUUACUUCUCAAAAGCUUGAGAUGCUUGAUCACGAUCCCGUUUCUGGAAAGUGCACUCUCUCUGUUACUGGUUAUAUUCGCUCUCGUAAUCUCUCAGUGAACCAGCUGGUUCAUGUCUCUGGAGCAGGUGAUUAUCAACUGAGCAAAAUUGAUAUUUUGAGUGACCCAUAUAUUUUAAAUCCUAGGAAAGGGAAGGACACAAUGGAUGCUGAUGAUGUGCCGGAUCUGCAGGUGAUCAGCUCUUUAUUGCCUGAUAUGUCAAAGCAAGAGCCAUUGCAUGUUGAAAAUGUUCCUGAUCCUCUUGCGGGAGAACAGACGUGGCCAACGGAGGCAGAAAUGGCAGAGGCAGAGGAAAAUUUGAAGCAAAAGAAAUUGAAGAGGAGGAAACUUCCACAUGGUACUUCUGAAUAUCAGGCUGCUUGGAUUUUGGAUGAAUGUGAGGAUGAUGUUGGAAGCAGUGAUGAGUCAAAUGAUGGCAUGGUCUUGGAUGAGGUUGAAAAUGGGGUUGCUUCUAAUGAGGUUUCUAAGGAUUUUGAUUUCAAUGAAGAUGAAGGUUCUGUGGAUUUAGGACAAUCUGAUGGAGAAACAGAGGCUGAUUCAGUGAUGGUGGAUGGAGAAAUGACUAGGGAUCAAAUAGAAGAUGAGAUUAGAAGAUUAAAAGAUGCUCAUGCAGAAGAUGAGGAAUAUCCAGAUGAAGUUGAUACUCCGUUAGAUGUGCCAGCUAGAAAGCGUUUUGCCAAGUACAGAGGCCUGAAGUCCUUUCGAACUUCUUCUUGGGAUCCUAAGGAAUCUUUGCCACCAGAUUAUGCUAGAAUAUUUGCCUUCGAUAAUUUUGCAAGAACUAGAAAACAUGUGCUCGCAAAAGCCUUGGAACGGGACGAGAGUAAGGAUGACUCUGUAUCAGCUGGAAAAUAUGCAAGGCUUUAUAUCAAAGAAGUGCCACAUGAUGUUGCUUCAAAUUUAUGUUUGCACGCCAAAAAAUUACCCAUAAUAACAUGUGGACUCUUGCAACAUGAGUCAAAGAUGUCCGUCCUUCACUUUAGGAUUAAAAAGCAUGACAGUUACCAUGAACCAAUCAAAGGAAAAGAGGAACUUAUAUUUCAUGUUGGCUUUCGUCAGUUUGUUGCGAGGCCAAUAUAUUCAAGUGAUAACACUGAUACAGACAAGCACAAGAUGGAGAGGUUCCUCCAUGCAGGACGUUUUUCUGUUGCUUCGAUAUAUGCGCCGAUAUCCUUUCCACCACUUUAUGUGGUUGCGAUGAAAAAAGCUGUUGACAUAGACGCACCUGCUUUGGCUGCUGUUGGUAGUUUGAUAAGCGUUGAUCCAGAUAGGAUAAUUCUGAAGAAAAUUAUUUUAACCGGUUAUCCCCAACGAGUUUCAAAAGUUAAAGCAACUGUUAGAUAUAUGUUCCAUAGCCCGGAAGAUGUAAGAUGGUUCAAGCCUGUAGAAGUGUGGUCUAAAUGCGGACGUCGUGGCCGCAUAAAGGAGCCUGUUGGUACACAUGGGGCAAUGAAAUGUCUCUUUAAUGGAGUCCUUCAGCAGCACGACACUGUGUGCAUGAGCUUGUUCAAACGUGCUUACCCUAAAUGGCCCGAGCACAAAUUCCCGCUGUCCAAUUGUUGAAAUGAUGGAAUUGGGGGUUCAUAAUAGCUGAUUCUCAAAUGUAGCGCAGGAUACAACUCACUGCUGCUGUGAUCGGGAAUGAAGCGUUGGUUCAGAGUAAUUCUUUGUAGAUUUACUAUUUGGCAUCGGUUAUGUUAUUUUUUUGUACAAUUCUAUAUAUAUACAUGUAUUACAUGCGCCAAUUGGUUUCCGGUGCAUGAAAUUUUGCCAUGUUUGUCAAUAUUUAUAGCUUGAUAGGCUCUUGCAUCAAUUUGUGAAUUAAGUGAGAUUUGAAACUGAUAAUUAAAAAUGGCGUGAGUCAAGGUUAUGUCUCAUGUCAUUCCAGUUUA